Cydia pomonella (codling moth) is the source of this 3830-nucleotide messenger RNA. RefSeq names its product transmembrane protease serine 9-like. The coding region runs from base 1283 to 2080 and encodes 265 amino acids. The record is from RefSeq and is a predicted model, not a curated record. The transcript has 6 exons. Gene Ontology annotation, biological process: proteolysis. Gene Ontology annotation, molecular function: serine-type endopeptidase activity. Lineage: Eukaryota; Metazoa; Arthropoda; Insecta; Lepidoptera; Tortricidae.
ACCCGACUUAUAUCGAUAAACUCUCAUCAAUCAGUGCAGUUGUCUUUGACGAGUUUAACGAAUCGACAACUUGACAUGAUAUCUAAUGUGCAUGGUGCAUGUACAAUUGAUUUACUUAAAAAUAUAUAACAAUAAUUCAGUGAGUCCCAUAAAAAUAUUACACUACCUUGUACGAGUAUUAGGUACCUAUAUUUGUAAGAGUAACAAGUCUUGUAAGGAACUCACUUGUUCAGUAAUGGGAUAGCCAACGAUUUCACGAAGUCCCUAAUUGACACCAGAUAUGGUUGUAGUUGAUAAAGAUGUGUUCCAAUCACUCGGCAAGCUCAAGCCAGUCGAACACUCAGGCAAACCAGUUACAAGUACGUUUUCCAAUUAUUCAGAUUUUACGAAUCCCUGCUACUCGGCUUUGCAGAGCUUUCGACUCGCCUUUGAGCCAGACCUCCCCUUUACUGGGCUUGUUCAAUCGCUCAUGAAACAGCUUUCUUUCGUCCGCAUUUUAAUGGCUAUUCAUAUAGUGUGAUAAAUAUGGUAAUAGCAGGUGUCGAUACCACGUUGAAUGGCGGUAUGGGCGCUGUUUGCUGCGUAGUAGCGCAACGUAACACCUCUUUAUAAUAUGUUAAUAACUAACGCAUUCCGACAUAAUAACCUACUAUAUAUAUCCUCAAACCCGGAUUAAUAAUAAUUUUUUGGCACAAAAUGUUAUCGCAGACUGUACUUUGCUUUCCACAGGCAACUAAUACUCAUUGAGACAAUUCUAACAACCCUAAACACAAUUAGUUUGCGUUGUUUUAUCCCAGAGUUUCCAUGGCCACCUCCUGUCUCCAUCAUCAGAGUAGCUCCAUGUCAUCACAAUAUUGCAUUAUCAUCCGAUUUACAUAUUUAUAUGUGUGCAAAAUUUCAACUCAAUCGGAAAUGGAGAAGUGGGUCGAAUUUAGCUUCCAAAAUUUGACCCUCACUAACAUACAUACUAACAGGGUGAGUUAAAUAAAAGCUUGUAAAAAAUAAAUUUUAUUUUAUUUUAUAAAAGAAAGGAAAAGUAAAUAGUUAAAUCAAAAUACGUACCUACCUGAUAUCCGACCUCCUGUCAAGGUCUCAUUUUGGCAGCUCGUCGCAUUCGGCAGUGGGGUGCGCGCGACCAUGGCUCGGAGCCGUUCAUUCGCUCGGUGGCCGCGUAGCCGUGAACUUGGCUCCCUGGCCCUGGGCUUAUCGGCGGCGCCGGCGGCCUAUAAUAGCCGGGCUGGCGACUCCCCCCGGUCCCAGAGCCGCCCGAGCCUCCGCCGUCAUGCUCCGUGCCUUGUGUUGCCUCGCCGUCAUCGCCGCAGCCUCCGCCUGCAAGCCCUGCACGUGCGGGGUGGCACGCGGUGCGCGCGUCAUCGGAGGCGGGCCCGCGGCUCCGGGAGAGUUCCCGUGGCUGGCUGCGCUGCGCAAGGAUGGCAAGUUCAUCUGCGGGGCCACCGUCGUCGCCGCCGACCACCUGUUGACCGCGUCGCACUGUGUGCAGGGGGUUGAAGCGUCCCGGCUAAACGUGCUUGUGGGAGAGUACGACGUAAACGAGUCGCAGUCAGAAGGUUUUCGCGUGGCGCACGUACUCCAGCACCCCGACUUCAACGGCUACACUUACGACAACGACAUCGCCGUGCUCCGCUUAUCGGAGCCACUGCCGGACCACCUCUUCCGACCAGCCUGCUUGCCCGAAGACGGAGAUCUCCUCAUUGGUGCCGAUGCCGUCGUAUCUGGAUGGGGAAGCACAGAAGAAAAAGGACCUACAUCUAACAUACCCAUGAAAGUGGAAGUAAAGAUCUGGGAACAAGAAGAGUGCUCGACGGCAGGGUACGGUCGGCGUAAGGUGACCCCGCGCAUGCUGUGCGCCAACGCGCCCGAGCGGGACUCGUGCACCGGCGACUCGGGCGGGCCGCUAGUGCUGCCGCGCCCGCACCACACCCUAGUCGGCAUCGUGUCGUGGGGGCGCGGCUGCGCGCGACCGGGGUACCCCGGCGUGUACACGCGCGUCACCCGCUUUUUGCCGUGGCUCAAGGUCGCGCUGCGCCACGCCUGCUCAUGCUCGGCGCCGCACUUCUGAACCCAUAAGGUUUGCACAACAGACAUCAUUUCAACGAUGGCGACCGUAGAACUGUGCAAGCGACUACACUGGACGCUAAUACAAAACUGUGAUCAACUGAUCAUCGAGCAUUGGUCACUGAAUUGUUUAGUUAAAGUAACUCACAAGAGGCUGCGGCUGCUCACGACUAGAAUAUCUAGGCGUAUAUUAACAACACACUUAUCUGACCAUUGAUAACUAAACCUUUUCUCGUGUCUGUGUGAACCAUACAAACCUCAUUUUAUUGACCAAUGGAAUUAGUGAAUUUAUUAAUACCUAUAUACUUUUGCACCGAAAGGCGAGAAGUCUGGCCAGCUAGCUGCGUCGGUAGCAAUGUGAGGCUACAUUUCCAAAUAGGCUCAGACCUGGCGAGUUCCAUAUUCUGUCUUAUUGUCUCAUCUCAGCGCGCUGGGUUCGACCCUAUAUGGGAAUGCCAUGAAUGAGGAAUACAAAGACACCACGUUACUAAGACGGAGCUGUGGCGCAGAUCACGCAGAUUUCGCAGGCACAUGACUCAUUUAUCGGGGUUGAGCCAAUGACCGCCUGGCCUUCGAGCUGUCAACGUGUGUGCGCGGGAAAAAUCGGCGUGUUAUGGAGUCACAGUUUUGUAUUAACGUAGUUAACCGUUAUUGUAGGUUCAUGGUAAAAGCAGCCUAAAGAAAAUCAGGCUAUGCUAACCGUCAAUAUACUAACUUCCACAUGACGGCUCUGUCAAUAAGGGUCACUCGCACCAAUCACUAACCCGUGGUUAACUGGUUAUACCUAGAGUUACCAUGUUUACCAUUACCAGUACAAUUUGACACUGGGUUAACGGUUUAACCGGUUAACUCCGGGUUAGUGAAAUGGCGCAAGUGGCCCUAAGGGUCACUUGCAACAAUCCUGGGUUAGCCACUAAAUCAGAGUUAACCGUUAACUGGUAACUCCAGGUUUAACCGGUUAACCCCGAGUUAGAGGCCAACCCUGGAUGGCCCAAAUAGUGCUGUUAUAUUUACAAAUGGCAUUGUUUUGUUAACUAAGUUUUAUCUAAAGCUAGUUUGUUGUUUAUUAAGUAAGACUUUACAAUUUUAAUACUUACUUACCUAAUGUUACCAAUUGAACACUUUAGGUAGGAAAUGAUUGUAACCUACCUAUAUUUAACUAUGUUAUAGUUAAUUAUUCUAUUUAACCGUAUGAUUCUUUGUGCUGAACAUGCAAAUGCCGCGUAAACGCGUAAGUAUGUCAGUAUUCACACUCAGUUUUAAUUUAAUUCCAGUGAGUAUCAUGUAAUAUUAUUGAAUAUUUAUUAAGCGUUUUAUGUUUUAUUGUUAAGUAUUUGGCUGUGAUUACAUCUUUAAGUUGCAUAGAUUAAGUAGACUAAAUAAGAAUUCAAUAAAAAUAGUUAUAUUAAUAUAAAUGUAACUUGCGUCGAUCCAGUGAAGUGCACUAGUCUAUUUCAAGUUAACUACGGUCGAGUGUAUGGGACGCGGUUUUCCACUGAACGUGAUAUAUAUUUUGACGUUUGCUCCCUCUGAAGCCUACUGCGUCCUUGUUGCGACUUGCUCAGGCACAAAAUAUGUAAUAAUCAUAUAAUAUAUUUACAUACCUUAUGUUACUUGAUGUAAAUAUUCUAGAUUGUUUUUUUUUUGUUGAAAAUUUAUAACAUCAGACCAGUGAUAUGAGGUUUGGCCUUGGAAUACUAUAUGUAGCUUAUUUAAAAUGAAAAAGUAAUAAUAAUAAAAUGUAUUUAGCUGUU